This is a messenger RNA of Polistes dominula (European paper wasp), 2409 nucleotides long. It is a transcript of the gene Kap-alpha3, whose product is annotated as karyopherin alpha3. Gene Ontology annotation, cellular component: cytoplasm. Lineage: Eukaryota; Metazoa; Arthropoda; Insecta; Hymenoptera; Vespidae. The record is from RefSeq and is a predicted model, not a curated record. Gene Ontology annotation, biological process: protein import into nucleus. Gene Ontology annotation, molecular function: nuclear import signal receptor activity; protein binding.
UCCGGAACGGUCGAACGUUGCGUUCGUGUUGAAAAACGUGACCGUGCGACAACCGAUUCGUGUGGCGGUUCAACAAGAGGGAGUGUUAUGCAUGAUAGUGCAUACUAACGUAUAAUAAAGAUAUUGUGUGACGGAAUGCAGUUGUCGAAAUAAAUCAUUUAUACUUUUCCACGGAUAGAAGAUUAAAACGGUUUGUACGGGUCUGUUCUACCGGCAUACAUUCAUCAAUUUACGCUAUUAAAAAGAUUGGUUAUUGGAAAAAUGGCGGCCGAAAUGCUAAACAAGAACCGAAUGAUGGUAUUUAAGAACAAAGGCAAGGAUCAAGAAGAAAUGCGAAGAAGACGAAAUGAAGUAACAGUUGAGUUGCGUAAAAACAGACGCGAAGAGACUUUACAAAAAAGGAGAAACGUACCUAUCACAGAUUCAACUGAUGAAGAUGAUAAUGAAAAGAAUUUGUCACAAAUCAAUUUAAAGGAAUUAGUAAUGAAAGCGGAAAGUCCUGAUCCUGCUGAACAAUUACAAGCUGUUCAAUCAGCAAGAAAGUUACUUUCUUCGGAUCGCAAUCCACCAAUUGAUCCAUUAAUUAAAAGUGGUAUCUUACCGAUUUUAGUUCGUUGUCUUGAACAGCACAAUAGUUCAUCUUUACAAUUCGAAGCAGCAUGGGCACUUACGAAUAUCGCUAGUGGAACAUCCGCUCAAACACAAGCUGUAGUCGCAGCUGGUGCUGUUCCACUUUUUCUACAUUUGUUACUUUCGAGUCAGCAAAAUGUUUGUGAACAAGCUGUUUGGGCUUUAGGAAAUAUUAUUGGAGAUGGUCCAGCACCUAGAGACUAUGUUAUCAAUCUUGGUGUUGUACAGCCUUUAUUAAGGUUUAUUAAACCUGAUAUUCCACUACCUUUUUUACGUAAUGUCACAUGGGUGAUCGUCAACUUGUGUAGAAAUAAAGAACCUCCUCCACCUGUUCAAACGAUAAAGGACAUAUUACCUGCACUUAAUAUGCUCAUCCAUCACUCAGAUAUUAAUGUUCUUAUCGACACAGUUUGGGCAUUAAGUUAUCUUACUGAUAGCGGUAAUGAACAAAUCCAGAUGGUGAUAGAUAGCGGUGUUGUACCACGUCUUAUUCCUCUUCUUUCGCACAAAGAAGUUAAACUAUUGACAGCAGCUUUACGCGCGGUUGGCAAUAUUGUAACUGGUUCGGAUGAACAAACACAAGUUGUUUUAAAUUGUGACGCUCUUUCACAUUUUCCAAAUUUAUUAACUCAUCCAAAAGAGAAAAUUUGUAAAGAAGCUAUUUGGUUCCUUUCUAACAUUACUGCGGGUAAUCAAACACAAGUUCAAGCGGUAAUAGAUGCUGGAUUAUUGCCACUUAUUAUUCGUAAUUUGGCGAAGGGAGAAUUCCAAACACAAAAAGAAGCAGCAUGGGCAAUCAGUAAUUUAACAAUAAGUGGUAAUAGUGAUCAAGUUGGACGGCUUAUUCAAGAAGGAGUAAUCGCACCUUUCUGCGAUCUCCUUUCAUGUAAAGAUACCCAAGUUAUACAAGUUGUACUUGAUGGUAUACAAAACAUGCUCAAAGUUGCUGGUGCACAUGUUGAAUACUUAGCUAACAUGAUAGAGGAAUGUUCAGGCUUGGAUAAAAUUGAAAGUCUCCAAAAUCAUGAGAAUGUAGACAUCUAUAAACUAGCUUAUGAUAUUAUCGAGCAAUAUUUUUCAGGAGAGGCUGAUGAAACUAAUUGCCCAGCGCAGGCUGGAGAUGGAACAUUUGAAUUUGAUCAGACAAUGAGUAUUCCGAGUGAAGGUUUUAAAUUCUGAGAGAGUCUCCUUUCUUUUUCAUCCGAUCGUGCCGUCCCCCGACAAAAUCCGAGGUGGAGCAAAUCUGCUUUCCCUUUCCUCCUAAUCCUACAUUUUUUUCUGCUCCACUGACAACACGUGGUAUUAUUUAUCUCGUGCCACUAUUUGAACCAAGAGUCGUACUUCUUGCUGAUUCAGAGACAAAGCAAUCUGCUGAUUUUUCUGACCACAAAAAAACUUAAAAUGGAAGAUUUAUGGAGCUGACAAACUGUUACGAAGCAAGCAUCGACUGUGUCCUUAUGUUCUAUCCUUCCAAUUCUUCUGAUAUGUAUGUUACCUUUCUUUAUUACGCAUAAUAAAAGUAUUGGCGGAGCGAGUCUUAGCCGGACGCAGCUAGCAAUACGAUAUGUGCGAGUAAAUUAUUCUAGUAAAUUGAUUAGUUGCUCUCUCAAAUGGAGGCGCAGAGAGGAGACCUUUUUAUUGCUUGAACAUGUUGCUCUUUACUCAAACUCAGGAUGAGUCUUGCUUAGCGAUGUUACAUUUAUAAAACGAUUCGUGUAUAUUUUAGGCAUGUUAAAUUUAUAAUGAUAUUGAUUACUAAAUAAAUGAAUCGAUUGACUA